GGGGAUUUGCUGCAUAUGUAAAUGUCAGUAUUUUAGGUCCCUCCUCUCCGCAUCAGUGUCUUUAUAAACGGCGGCGCGUCCCCGCCUCUCGUCUGUACAGUUCUGAGUGCGUUUGGAGAAGCGUGUACGCGCCAUUGCAACCGUAACUGCGACAUUACAGAUUAAACACGAUGUCUGACGAGGGGAAGCUGUUCAUCGGCGGCUUGAGUUUCGAUACCACCGAGCAGUCGCUAGAGGAUGCUUUUUCCAAAUAUGGAGUUAUCACCAACGUUCACGUGGCCCGAAACAGAGAAACAAACAAAUCAAGAGGCUUUGGGUUUGUUACCUUUGAGAAUCCAGAUGAUGCUAAAGAUGCUCUCGAGGGAAUGAACGGAAAGUCUGUUGACGGGCGAACAAUUCGUGUGGAUGAGGCUGGAAAAGGUGGCGGUGGACGAUCGGGUGGUGGAUCCUACAGAGGUGGAGGAGGAAGAGGCGGAGGAGGUGGUUUCUUCAGAGGGGGCAGAGGACGAGGAGGAUCAAGAGGUGGAGGUGGUUACGGAGGUGGUGACCGUUACGGGGGAGGUGAUCGCAGUUAUGGAAGUGACCGGAGCUACGGUGGUGGGGGAGGAUACAAGAGCGGCGGGGGUGGUUACUCCUCAGGAGGGGGUGGCGGCGGCUACAGCAGAGACAGGAGUUCAGGUUACAGUGAUCGUGGCAGCUCAUACAGAGAUGGCUAUGAUAGCUAUGAUGGAUAGCCGAGGCCAUGACUGUCUUAACCUGUUGCGACGUGUCCUUGUGUGUCGCACUUCCUCCUCAGCUGCACACAAGUAAACCCCAAGACCCGACACACCACUGGCUACACGUUUCUCAACCACCUGUUCUUGGAUUUCUGUUCUUCUGUUCAAGUAUUUUGAGGAAAAGCCAAUUUUGUACAUUGGCUGUGAAAUGUGUUCAUGUUACGUGGAGAGUGAACGUUGAGCCUCAUUUUAAAACCUCUGUCAAUACUCUGAGCAACUUUAUCUGUCUAUUGCUAUUAAUCUCAGUCCUGCAGGAAGUCACGUUUACUUUCAGGGGAAAUCCUAGUGUGUUUGCUCUGAACUGAAAAGCUCCUUUAAAAAAAAAAAAAUACAACUCAGAAUUCUAGCGUUACAUCAAUGGAGUCGCUGUAAUUUUAAAUAAAUGAUUCCUUUUAAUAGAAAGGUCAUGAAUUCUCCAUAUAUGUCCAGUAUCCAAAAAGUGAUUCCUUUCAGACUGGUGACCGCUGCUGGAGUGUCUGGUGCUGUUGAGUUGCUCUACCCGAGGUAUCUCUCCUCUGCCUGCUCCACGUCUGCAUUUUAACCAUGUUGUAAUGAUGGACUCUUGAGAAAAUUAAUUUAUAAUUUAGCCAAGAACCAGAAAUUGUUAAUCGUUCACUCAAAAACUGGGAAAAACUUGUGCUCCUGUGUUCUUUGUAUCAAAAUUUGACUCAUUCUUUAUUUUUUGGCUUCAUGGAGCCUUAUUAAACAAAAACAUUUGUUCAAA
Molecule: messenger RNA, 1500 nt
Organism: Misgurnus anguillicaudatus (oriental weatherfish)
Lineage: Eukaryota; Metazoa; Chordata; Actinopteri; Cypriniformes; Cobitidae
Gene: cirbpa
Product: cold inducible RNA binding protein a
Molecular function (GO): RNA binding
Source: RefSeq, a predicted model, not a curated record